Molecule: messenger RNA, 1227 nt
Organism: Daldinia childiae
Lineage: Eukaryota; Fungi; Ascomycota; Sordariomycetes; Xylariales; Hypoxylaceae
Product: Isotrichodermin C-15 hydroxylase
Exons: 6
Coding region: 1-1227 (408 amino acids)
Molecular function (GO): oxidoreductase activity, acting on paired donors, with incorporation or reduction of molecular oxygen; iron ion binding; monooxygenase activity
Source: RefSeq, a predicted model, not a curated record
AUGGAACUUCUACAAGUUCGAACGACGCUCGUCGAGUUCAUCCGGGCCGGACUGGCACCGCUUGCUCUAAUUAUUGUCGGUUUUUGGGCAUAUCAGAUAAUAUACAACCUUUAUUUUCACCCGCUCUCUAAGAUUCCAGGUCCUCGGAUCGCCGCUAUUAGCGACAUUCCGUACUGUUCGUGGAUUCUCGGAGGUCGCCAACCUUACAAGUUACUUGAACUACAUAAUAAAUAUGGCCACGUUGUCCGCGUCGCACCAAACGAGGUGUCCUUCAACACCGCACAGUCAUGGAAAGACAUCUAUGGCCAAAAGCCCGGUCGCCAAAUAUUCAUAAAGGGAACAUUCUACGACGGCGGCAACUUCGCUGGAAACGGAACCAGUUCGAUUAUAAGCGAGAGAAGACCGGAAUUCCACAAGGAGAUGCGAAGUGGUCUAGCUGGCGCAUUUUCAGAUCGCGCCAUUGUAGAGCAAGAAUCGCUUGUUGCUACCUCCGUUGAUAAACUUAUCCGGCUAGUUGGUAUGAAAGGCUCCACGGAAAUGGGGGUUGAUAUAUCGACACUGUUCGAGUCGAUGACUUUUGAUAUUACCGGCGAUCUUGCCUUCGGAGAGACAUUUGGUGCGCUGGACAAUGAUGAACGACACCCUUGGAUAUCCACAACCCUGGAUGGUUUGAUGCAAGGAGUGUUUAUAGAUAUUUUCAGCCGCUAUCCCACUCUCGGCGCAAUUCUCCGUGUACUCAUGCGCUCCAAAUUCAACAAAGCCGUGGAGGGUGUCAGAACCAACGAACGAUUAUGCUACGAACUUGUUAAAAGGCGGAUAACAAGAAAAACAGAUCGCAAAGACUUUUUAACCCGAAUUCUCGAGGACAGAGAUCCUAGGAUCGUAUCGGAUAGGCAAAUUGCUGCUCACGCCUCCGACUUUGUCGUUGCUGGGAGUGAUACAACCGCGUCUAGUCUGGCUGCCAUAGUCUACUACCUCCUGCAAAACACAUACACCCUGGCGAAGCUGACAGACGAAAUCCGAGGAACGUUUAAGAGAUACUCAGACAUUGGCUAUCUUUCCACAGCGUCGAUGCCAUAUCUUCGUGCGGUCAUCCUAGAAGGAAUGCGUUUAUACCCCCCAACACCAAUGGGCCUCCCUCGUCUUGUACCAGAUGGUGGAGAUAUAGUCGAUGGCUGUCCUCUUCCUGGAGGGGUACGUUAUACUAGCUUCUAUCGAGUACCGUAA